GGAGAACGCAGCAGACAGUGCAAGUCAAAAAAGUGCCGGAAAAUUCAUUUGGCGUAUGUGGGAACUGAAGAAACUGCAGAGAAGAGUCAACGAACUAGAGAAAUCAUUUAACAGAACAUCUAAAGUUAUUGAAGAACUAGGAAAAGAAAAAGAUACAAGAAUGAGGAGGAUGUUACAACGAGGUGAUAAAAUUGGCGAUGUAGAUCGAGAAGAGUUUGAAAGUGCUUUAGAGGAAAUGGGAGAAGCUAUAAGUGAAUUAGCACAGAAAUUACAGAAACAGAGUUCAAGGAGUGAAUUAAUUAGCGAUGACAUCUUAAAUGAACUUCGCAUCAAGGCUUCCGAAGAAGAGAUUUCAAAGUAUCGAGGUCCAGUUAACGAAAAGCUGAAAGCUCUCGGAUUAGCAGUUAAAAACCUGCAUGACAUUGUUAAAGCAGUAAUCUACCCAGAGGCGCCAGGAGUUACAAAAUGCCUGUCAUGUGGUCAUAAAGCUCAUUUGCCAUACACGAAUUACUUGCAGAAGGAACGCAAAACAGCCCCUGAAAAGAAAAUAGAAACGUGUGUAACAAGAAUUCUGCUUUGUCUCUUACGUGGACCACGUCAUCUCCUCCAUGGACAUGCCACGUGCCCGGAGGGGAAGUCCAUGGAGGAGACAAAAACCUAAACCAAG
This is a messenger RNA of Uloborus diversus, 667 nucleotides long. RefSeq lists its product as uncharacterized. The transcript is spliced from 8 exons. The record is from RefSeq and is a predicted model, not a curated record. Bases 56 to 661 code for a protein of 201 amino acids. Lineage: Eukaryota; Metazoa; Arthropoda; Arachnida; Araneae; Uloboridae.